Molecule: messenger RNA, 2656 nt
Organism: Sebastes umbrosus (honeycomb rockfish)
Lineage: Eukaryota; Metazoa; Chordata; Actinopteri; Perciformes; Sebastidae
Gene: srsf2a
Product: serine and arginine rich splicing factor 2a
Exons: 3
Coding region: 216-974 (252 amino acids)
Molecular function (GO): RNA binding
Source: RefSeq, a predicted model, not a curated record
GUUGCCGCCAUUUCACGUGAAAGCAGCGCGACGGAGGCGACGGAGACAACGAACAACUGAAAAAAUCUGCCAGAAUUUAAACCAAAAUCCACAAACUGCGAGAUCAAUAAUUCAUCAGUGACCGGUUAACUACCAGUUGGGCCCAACGGGUGUCGAUUCUUCGGUGCGCUGCGUCUCUGCAAAGAGACGGAACAACCGGAGCGACGGAGGAGAAUAUGAGCUACGGCAGAGCCCCACCGGACGUGGAGGGGAUGACCUCGCUGAAAGUAGACAACCUGACCUACCGGACGUCCCCGGAGACUCUGCGCCGGGUGUUCGAGAAGUACGGCCGCGUGGGAGACGUGUACAUCCCGCGGGAUCGCUACACCAAGGAGAGCCGCGGCUUCGCCUUCGUGCGGUUCCUCGACAAGCGCGACGCCGAGGACGCGAUGGACGCGAUGGACGGCGCGCUGCUCGACGGCCGGGAGCUCCGGGUGCAGAUGGCCCGCUACGGCCGCCCUCCGGACUCCAUGUACAGCCGGAGAGGAGCUCCACCACGCCGCUACGGAGGAGGCUACGGAGGGCGCAGGAGCAGGAGCCGGUCAGCCAGUCCUCGCCGCCGCAGACGUAGCCGCAGCCGCUCCAGGAGCCGAAGCCGAUCCCGAUCCAGGAGCCGCCACCACUACAGCCGCUCCAGGUCUCACUCCGACUCCAGGUCCAAGUCACGGUCCAGGUCCAAAUCCAAGUCCAACAAGUCCAAGUCUAAAUCCAAAUCCAAGUCCAAGUCUAAAUCCAAGUCCAAGUCCAGGACCCCCAGACGGAGCAAGACAAAGUCUCCCUCCCGGUCUCGCUCCUCCAAGUCCAAGUCUAAGUCCAAGUCCAAGUCCAAGUCCAGGAGUCGAUCCCCGCCUUCCAACAGAGGGUCCAAAUCGCGGUCCCGCUCCAAAUCCAAGAGUAGGCCUAAAUCUCCAGAAGACAACGGAGCAGAAACUUAAUCCAGACGUGGACACAACAUGACGCUGCGGAGUCCUGUUUGCAAAGAGAGGAGGAGGAGUUGGAGGAGAUGGGGGUGUGGCAGUGUGAGAGCAGUUAGUGUGUGACCCGCCCAUGUGACCUGCCUGUUGCUGAGAGCGAUGGCAGUUGCUAAGGAGCAGGUCACCGAGGCAACGGUGGUUGCGAUGGAGCAGGUCGUCAUGGCGGUGGUUCGGGCUGUCAGUUGGUGUAUGAGGUGGUGUGGUGAGGUACGUUUCGCGGGGAUCACAGGCAGAUGCGCUGAGCUCUGUUCCCACCUGUGCCAUGUGGGUUCCUCCGCCUCUCACAAAGGGAACGGACCCCGAGGUUUGUUUUUCAAAUUCGCCCGAGUGUAAGAGUCUUGUUAGAGCUAGUUUUUAUGAGAGAUGGGGGGUGCAGGGGCAAGAAAGGUGUGUAAACAAAUGUGAAAAUUACUAGAAAUGUUAGGUAUAACAUGCCCAGAAAAAAACAUGCAUAAAUGUUAGUGUCAGGGGAAAGAAGAUCAGACCAGUAUUGUAUUUAAAUAUCCAGGUCAGCUGCAGGAGUUGAGAACGCCAGUUUGUUUUGCAUUUCUUAACUCUACUCUGUCUUUUCGUUCCAGAUCUCAGAUGAUUGAGCCUUUGCUGAGGACAUCAGGAAGAGUCUCACAUUGAGCAAGGGGACUCCAUUAUUACCACUGAAUGCAGACUGAAAGGUUAUUUGGAGCUUGGUCUAAAAAUGUUUUAAAUUUGACAAACAAAUUCUGCAACUUUGAUGUGAUCAUUGUAAAGUUGAGCAUUUUGAAAGGGACUUGUAAGGUGUUCGCAUUUAAAUUGUUUUGUUUUUUUUUGCAUUUUGAUUACACUUGUACUUGUUAAUAAAUCCUUUUUUUUUUAAUUAACAUAGAUUUCUUUUAAUUAAAUCCCUUGUUUAACUCUUUCUAGAUGGAUAUGAAAGAGUUUUAUUUGGUCAUGUUGGAUGUUCAAAGCCUUAACAAACUGUUAUACCACUCUUUUUUUGGGGAAAAAAAUGGCUUACUGUACAGUAACAUAAAAGCAAAAACAUUAAAGUAUCGCUGCGCCACUUAAUUUGUGAUGUGCUAAUCUGGCAGCAUACAUUUUCUUUUCUGUCAAGUCUCUGUUUUCUGUCUGGUUAAAGUUGCUUUCCUAUGACUCUAACCCUCUUUCUUGUGUAUCUUUUGUGCACUAGGCGCAGUUGUGUAGCAGUUGAGUAAUGCUGGUUAGCUGUUAAGAUGCGGUGCAGUGCGGUGGUGACAUGGUGUGGCGUGUUGCGGUGCUGAGUGCCCGGCGCUGUUCCGGGGCUCGACCCUCCGCUGCCGUUUGCCGGUUUGUAAGCUCACAGGUGUGGCAGAUCAUCCAUCCUCUCCUGUCUUGUGACCUCUCCUUCCCUCCAUGUGCUGUACAGACUCUCUCCUCUUUCCUUUUCUCUUUAUUCUCCCUCCUCUCCUUUUUUCCCCUCCUCUGUGGUUUAUCCACUGUUGAUAACUGGUUCUGCUCGCUUUAAAAAAAAAAAAAAAAAAUUGGGUCCAGUGUGACUCGUAGUUGAAGGGUUUGAAGGGCAGCCAGGCUGCUUAAUGAAUGAUUUUUGUGUAUUUCAUUCCUCUGUGAACCUCUCAAAUGUCUUGUAAUUGCUUCAGGUGAAUGCUAAUAAACAUCUUUGUCGUUCA